UUGUCCAGCCCCCCGCCGCGACCCACGGUGGGGGGGGCCCCACAUGACCGAGGGGGUAGGAGGAGCCUGCGGCGGUGGUGGCGGCGGCGGCGGCGGCGGCGGCUCCACCACCAUUUCCCUCCCUGGCCGGGGGUCGGCGGGCGGUGGCGGCGGCGGCGGCGGCGGCAGCGGCGGCGGCCGGGCAGGGGCCCCUGUUCCCCGCCAGGCUGCAGGCGCCGGGCCUGGGCCAGCAGGGCAGCUGCGACCCGAGCGCUCUCCGGGCGGCGAGCUGGGGGUGCGCCCGGACCCCCGCCCCCGGGAUCAUGGGGAAUGGCAUGACCAAGGUACUUCCUGGACUCUACCUCGGAAACUUCAUUGAUGCCAAAGACCCGGACCAGCUGGGCCGGAACAAGAUCACACACAUCAUCUCUAUCCACGAGUCACCCCAGCCUCUGCUGCAGGACAUAACCUACCUUCGCAUCCCUGUGGCGGACACCCCCGAGGUACUCAUCAAAAAGCACUUCAAAGAAUGUAUCAACUUCAUCCACUGUUGCCGCCUCAAUGGGGGGAACUGCCUUGUGCACUGCUUUGCAGGCAUCUCCCGCAGCACCACCAUCGUGACGGCUUAUGUGAUGACUGUGACGGGGCUAGGCUGGCGGGACGUGCUUGAAGUCAUCAAGGCCACCCGGCCUAUCGCCAACCCCAACCCAGGCUUUAGGCAGCAGCUUGAAGAGUUCGGCUGGGGCAGUGCCCGGAAGCUCCGCCGGCAGCUGGAGGAGCGCUUCGGAGAGAGCCCUUUCCGCGACGAGGAGGAGGUGCGCGCGCUGCUGCCGCUCUGCAAGCGCUGCCGGCCGGGCCCCGCGCCCCCCGCGCCCCCCGCGCCCCCCGCGCCGCGCUCGGCGGCCUCCGAGGGAGCCCUGCAGCGCCUGGUGCCGCGGCCGCCCCGCGAGGCCCACCGGCCGCUGCCCCUGCUGGCGCGCGUCAAGCAGACUUUCUCUUGCCUCCCGCGGUGUCUGUCCCGCAAAGGCGGCAAGUGAGGAUCCCGGCCCGCCCUGGCGCCCC
Mirounga angustirostris (Northern elephant seal) is the source of this 1041-nucleotide messenger RNA. RefSeq names its product dual specificity phosphatase 15 (gene DUSP15). Gene Ontology annotation, biological process: signal transduction; protein dephosphorylation. Lineage: Eukaryota; Metazoa; Chordata; Mammalia; Carnivora; Phocidae. The coding region runs from base 303 to 1016 and encodes 237 amino acids. The record is from RefSeq and is a predicted model, not a curated record. Gene Ontology annotation, molecular function: protein tyrosine phosphatase activity; protein tyrosine/serine/threonine phosphatase activity. The transcript has 7 exons. Gene Ontology annotation, cellular component: cytosol.